Ambispora leptoticha is the source of this 3124-nucleotide messenger RNA. The record is from the annotation of a GenBank genome assembly. NCBI's taxonomy places the organism in Eukaryota, Fungi, Glomeromycota, Glomeromycetes, Archaeosporales, Ambisporaceae.
AAUUGUUGGCUUAAGAUUACAAAACGUCUAUGACAUAAAUCCGAAAACUUAUUUAUUUAAAUUUUCAAAGCCGGAUAGGAAGGAACUUGUGUUAAUUGAAUCGGGGAACAGGAUUCAUACGACACAAUUUUCUCGGGAUAAAUCGAUUACUCCUUCACCUUUUUGUAUAAAGCUACGAAAGCAUAUUAGAACACGAAGACUAACUGAUGUCAGACAAUUGGGUGUUGAUAGGAUCAUUGACUUUGAAUUUGCCGGCGUUGGUGAAGGCACAACGUACCAUAUUAUAGCAGAGUUUUAUGCUUCAGGAAAUAUAAUCUUUACAGAUCAUGAAUAUACAAUAUUAUCAUUAUUACGUGUCGUUCAAUCUAAAGAAAAUGAAAAGAUUGCCGUUGGCCAAAUAUACAAUGUCAAUGCUGUAUCUCGUGUAGGCGAUCCUGUAACGAGAUUUCGUUUACGGGAUGUACUGAUUGAUCAAACUUCCAAAGAUUCGCUAAAAAAAGUGUUAAAUGCUAAGUUGAGUUACGGUCAGUCAUUGACUGAGCAUGCCAUUCGCUUCGCAAAUCUGGAUCCGAAUAUGAAAGUCGGAACAGUUGACAAAUCUGAAGAUUCAUCGCAUUUAAGUGCUUUAGAAGCUGGUUUCUCUGAAGGAUAUAUAAUUAUGUUAAAACAUUCACAAAAUGAUGAAUGUGAAGUUGAAGAUAAUGUAACAACUUAUGAUGAGUUUCAUCCUUUUCUUUUCGAACAACAUAAAUUGAAACCCUACAAAGAAUUUGAUUCAUUUGAUUUGGCCGUCGAUGAGUACUACUCAUCUAUGGAAAGCCAAAAAUUAUUAUUAAAAGAGAGAAACCAGGAGAAAGCUGCACUGAAAAAGUUGGAAGCCAUUAAAAAAGAGCAAUAUUCUAGAGUGGAAAAUUUGCAAAGUGCACAGGAGAUUAACAUGCGUAAAGCUAGAUUAAUCGAGUCAAACGUCGAUAUAGUAGAUCAGGCUAUUAUAGUAAUAAGAAACGCUAUUGCUAGUUCAAUGGAUUGGAAAGAUCUUGAAAACCUAGUUAUGGAAGAAAAAAAAAAAGGGAAUCCAAUAGCUGCUAUAAUUGCGGGAUUGAAGCUUGAAAUGAAUCAGAUUACAUUGUUAUUAAAGGAGUCAGAAGAAAUAGAUGAGACUUUUUAUGAUUCUUCAGAUGAAGAAUCUGAAGGAGAGCGGAACAAUAUGCAAGAGACAGUACAAGAUAAAGUUGAUGUUGAUAUAUACUUAUCUGCAUAUGCUAAUGCGAGGAAAUUCUAUGAUGUAAAAAAGCAGUCCAUGAUUAAACAAGCAAAGACUUUAGCUGUUGCUGAUAAAGCAUUUAAAAGCGCCGAACAAAAAAUUAAACAAGACCUUAAAGAAACAAAAACAACCGCAUCCAUAAAUAAGAUUCGCAAGCCUUUUUGGUUUGAAAAAUUUUUAUGGUUUGUCUCAUCCGAAAAUUAUCUUGUCAUCGCUGGGCGUGACAUGCAACAAAAUGAAUUGUUGGUUAAACGAUAUCUUCGUAAAGGCGAUUUGUACGUCCACGCCGAUUUGCACGGUGCUGCUUCAGUUGUUAUUAAGAAUCCUAAUGACAGUCAGCCGGUGCCUCCGAGCACACUUUUUCAAGCUGGAACUAUGUCUGUCUGCCAAAGUAAAGCCUGGGAAGCGAAGAUAGUUACUAGCGCGUAUUGGGUCCACGCGGAUCAAGUAUCUAAAACCGCCCCGAGUGGGGAAUACCUUACAACUGGUUCUUUUAUGAUUCGUGGUAAAAAGAACUUUCUACCACCUGUACAAUUGGUAUAUGGUCUUGGCUUAUUUUUCAAAGUGGAUGAACAAAGCAUUGCAAAUCAUUUGCAUGAACGGCGUCCACUAAAGGCUGAAGAAUCAAGUGAAAUAGAAAAAUCAGUGAAUCCAAAUAAUAAUAUUAAAGAGCUUUGCCUUGAUGAUAAUAGUACUGAUAGUGAACCAGAAGGCGUGGCUGAAACAGAUGUUCAAACAACCAAAAUAGAAAGUAUUGAAGAGGCAAAGUUGAAUGAAAGUGAAGAUGAGAGUUACUACAAUGAAGAAGAAACGCAAGAACAGGCAUUAAAUCAACAAUUAGAUUUAAGUGAAAAAUUGCAGAGUUCUAUGAAACUCGAUAUCCCAGCUUGGGAUAAGUAUAAUCUGGAUGAGUAUGGUGAAGAUAAAGAUGCUGAAGAGGAUAUCAAUCAAGGAAGCAGUGAUAAAUCGAAAAAGAAAUAUAUAUCUGUGAAAGAAAGGCGAAUGCUAAAAAAGCAAAAACAAGAUGCUAUUGGGGAUAAAGAUUUUAAACCUCUUGUACCGUCUGCCUCUGAUUCACCUGGAGAUUUAGUAUCACAAAAAGGAUCAAAUGUUUCUGGGAAAGGAAAGCAAACAAAAUCAGUACAAACACCUCGUGGCAAAAAAGGAAAAUUGAAAAAAUUGAAGGACAAGUAUGCUGACCAAGAUGAAGAUGAAAGAUCCUUACGCAUGGAGUUGCUUGGUUCAAGUAAAACACCUCAAGUCAAAGGCAAGAAAGGGAAAAAGGAAACGCAGAAUCAAACAGUUUCUAAACAAACUACAAGUAAUUUGAAAGAGAAUUCAAUUGACUUGAACAAAUCUCAAAACGAUACGCAAGAAGAUCCAACAUCUCAAAAUCAGGAAGCGGAACUUGAAGAGCUUGACGAAAAUUUGAUUUCAGGAAUUAAAAAUGAAGAAGCCGAAGAGAUUCGUCAACUUUUGAAGGAAGAAAAUAUUACACUUUUGGAAUCUGAUGCAAUAGAGAAUUUGACUGUUCUCGAUACUUUGACUGGAAUGCCGUUACCGGAAGACAACCUAUUAUUUGCUGUCCCAGUAUGUGCGCCUUACACAGCUUUGCAGAAAUUCAAGUACAAAGUUAAGUUGACACCGGGAUCGAUGAAAAAAGGGAAAGCUUGCAAAACCGCUACCACAUUUUUCCUAAAUGAUCCGACUAUGACACCACGCGAAAAAGAACUAGUCAAGAGUAUUCCUGAUAUGGAAAUGAUAUCAGUAAUGUUGGGCAAAAGUAAAGUAUCUGCACCAAAUAUUGAGCAAUCUAAAAAAACGGCGAAAAGACGUAAAGCAACAAAUAAGGAGGUUUAA